AACUUCAAGCAAGUGUGUUAAAAUGGCUACAAAUAAUUAUUUUGGUUUCACUCACGGCGGUGCUCAAUAUACUGCAGCGGCCACUGGACCAGCUUACCAAGCAACCCAGACUGGUUAUGCUGUAGCAAGUCCGGCUUCCGCAGCGGCAGCAGCAGCAACUUACGGCGCUCAGAGGCCCACUGGGUACGAGACAGCUUAUCAAGCUGCAGCAGCUGCCUCCCAGGGUACCUACGCAGCUGUGGGAACUGGUGCUACCCCUACCUACGACUACGGAUACGGUCAAACAGCAGGUUACGCUGGUGGAUACGAUCAAACAGGAGCUGGAAAAGCAGCAACUUACGCUACAACAUACACACCACGUGCUAAUCAACAACAAGCACAAGUAGCUACAAAUUCUGCAAAACCAGCCUAUACUGGGACUUACCAGGCUAACGCUACUGUUUACCAGGCGACGUACGCCCAGCCAGCUGCACAGACCACAGUAGCAGCUCAACCUACCACACAAGCUAAGAGAUACGACGCCGCCCUGUAUUCCGCUGCCACCAUGUACGUGGCCCAACAGGCGGGCGGGGGGCAGCCGAAAGGCGGAUGGCAGGGGUACAAGGGGGGCGUGGGGGCGAAGAACAUGAAGGCCAGAGUGCCGCCCAAGCCGCAGCAGCUGCACUAUUGCGACGUCUGCAAGAUCAGCUGCGCCGGUCCUCAAACUUAUAAGGAACAUCUCGAAGGGCAGAAGCACAAGAAGCGCGAAGCAGCUACCAAAAUGGCCGCCUCGGUAGCGGUGACCAGUCAAAAUCGUUCUGGCAACUCUUUGAGAUGCCAACUAUGCGAUGUAACCUGUACAGGCAAUGACGCAUACGCUGCCCACAUCCGCGGUGCCAAACACCAAAAGGUCGUGCUCUUGCACACCAAACUGGGCAAACCAAUCCCGACGCAGGAGCCGGAAGUGAUGGGCGGAGCCAAGAAGGCGGCCUCGGGCGGGUCGAAGAUCGGGUUCGUGCAAGCGGGCGGGAUGGGUGGUGCCGCGGCGGGGGCGGACAACGGCGAGGCGGAGCGAGGUGGGGACGAGGACGACACGCCCGAGCCGGACGUGCAGCCCGUCGGGCAGGAUUACGUGGAGGAGAUCAAGAGCGAUGACGGAAAGGUGAUCAGCUUCAACUGCAAACUGUGCGAAUGCCACUUCAACGAUCCCAACGCAAAGGAUAUGCACAUGAAGGGUAGACGGCACCGUUUGCAGUACAAGAAAAAAGUCGAUCCUAAUCUCGUGGUCGAUGUCAAACCGUCCCUCAGACAGAGGAAGAUACAAGAAGAGAAAAUGAGAAGAGCGGCGAUGAGAGAAGAAUUCUGGGCUCGCCGUCACUACCCUGACGGCGACGAGAGCAUGUACUGGGACGACCAUCGACGCUACGACGAUUACAUGGGCAUGGGGCCCUUCCCCAGAGGCCGGCCCUUCCCUGGAGGACCGCCGCCGUUCUUCCAAGGCGGCCGCCGCUGGGAGUCGAGCGACGACCGUCACGUGAUGGCCCGCCACGCCGAAAUCUAUCCCAAGGAGGAGGAGCUGCAAGCCGUGCAGACCGUCGUGUCGCACACUGAGCGCGCCCUCAAAGCGGUCUCCGACCAAUUGGGCGACGGCAAGGCCAAAGAGGCGGGGACAGGGGGAGGGGGCGUGGCUGCCGAGGCGGGGAAGGGGAAAGGGGAGGGGCUGAAGGAGGACGGGCGGGACAAUCAGCUGUUCUCGUUCCAACAAGACCGUGACGCCAACGCCAACAGACUGCUGAAAGGCGUUAUGCGCGUCGGCCAUUUAGCCAAAGGGCUAAUUCUGCGCGGCGAGUCCCGCGUCGAAUUGGUCGUUUUGUGCGCCGACAAACCGACGCUGACGCUCCUCAAGAAGGUGGUGGAGCAAUUGCCGUCCGCUUUGAAGAAAGUCGCCCCCGACGAGACCUACAAGGUGACCAUCAACGCUUCCGAAUCCGGUUUGAACGUGACGGGCAAAGAGAAGAACGUGCUGGUGCAAUUCACCAGUCCGGUGAUCAGGGAGCAGCCAGAAGCUGCGAGCGGCGGAUUCGACCGGGAUGUGCUGUCUCGAGGCAAGUGUCUCCAGGCGCUGGCAGCGCUCAGACAUACCAAAUGGUUCCAGGCAAGAGCUUCUGGACUGCACUCUUGCGUCAUCAUUAUUCGCAUCUUGAGGGAUUUGUGUGAAAGAGUUCCGACAUGGACACCAUUCACCUCUUGGGCCCUGGAACUGCUGGCCGAGAAGGUGAUCUCGUCCGUUCCGGGCCAGGCGCAACUAUCGCCCGGCGAAGCCCUGCGCCGCAUCAUGGAAGCGGUGGCGGGGGGGCUGCUGCUGCCCGGCGGGCCCGGAUUGGCCGAUCCCUGCGAGAAGGACAACCCGGACGCUUGCGGCGCGCUGACUGCGCAGCAGCGCGAGGAUCUGACCUGUUCCGCGCAGCACGGGCUAAGGUUGAUCGCUUACCGGCAGAUACAUAAGGUUUUGGGAAUGGAUCCUCUGCCAAGAAAAGUUAGAGACGACAGGUUCGGAAGGAAACGUCGCCGGUCUGGUGAAGAACUAGAAGGUACAGAAAGUGAUACUGGAAAAAUGGUGAAGACAGAAGUUGUUGACCCUGUGACGACUCCUGCUAAGUGAACUAUUGAAUCUUAAUAGACAAAUAUUAUUUUUUACGCGUAUUUACAUGUAUAGAAAUACUAAUCUUUUUUGGUAAUUCAUGAAUCAAGAAUGUCACUUCCUUUGUGUAGUAAUUUGUGUGACUGAGAUGAAAGGACACUCCAGAAUAAUGGCUAUUUUGGUUUUCUAUAUUCAAUCUACAGUUUACUCAUUCAAAUUUGGAUGAGAUUUUUGUGUAUGGAUUUAAGUUAAUAAAUAAUAAAGGAAUAGUU
This is a messenger RNA of Phaedon cochleariae (mustard beetle), 2892 nucleotides long. The record is from the annotation of a GenBank genome assembly. NCBI's taxonomy places the organism in Eukaryota, Metazoa, Arthropoda, Insecta, Coleoptera, Chrysomelidae.